GCAGCGUCGCGGCCGCCCGGCCCGGCCCGGCGCGGACCCCAGAUCCCGGGCCCCGCGGACCCCACGGACGUUAGGGCGGACCGCGUUUUCCCUGGCCGCUCCGGGCCCGCCGCACCUCGCACCGCGGACCCUCGAUUCCUCGGCCCUUCACUUCCCAGGGGCGGCUUGGCCGCGGCAGGCUUCAGGGACCGCUGCCCACCGCGCAGCCCUCACCUCAGAGCCGAAGCCGCAGCGCCUCCAGGCCCCAGGAAAUGCAACGAAGUUCAUCAGAAUACAUGAUGAUUGAAAGAUCUGGAGCAAAGAGAGAGGACAUCCAAGGAACUGCACCGGAAAACCGAAGAAGGCAGAUAACCAUCAUACAUUUUGUCUAGUUCCGAAAUAUUUGAAACAUUUUUGUUCCAAGUUUAAAAGAAUGCAUCCUCAAUGGCGUAUAUUUGAAUUUAGUCAAGGACACUGAUAUUUGAAGACUGUAAAGAAAAAUUUAUUUAAAACUCAACCACCCAGCUGUGUAUGGGGGCACACAAUAGGAGGAGGAAGGACAAUGAGAACCAUCCAUUGGGCUUCUAACUUUGAGAAUUGUAAGGCAUCUCUUCCACAGAAACCUAAUCAGCUUUCUGAGGACCAGUAGGAGAGUAUGGCCUUCGCAAAGCUAAAAUGGGGAAAACAGCUUGAGAAUGUUAUGAAGCAAGACAGACUGACGUGAAAGAUAUUUUCAUCUCUGAUCACUCGGUGCCAACUCAGGGCAAAGUUAGGAAAACAGUGCAUGCUGUAAAGUAAUACUGAAUGGAACAGGUGCAGCAGGUCAGUGUGACCUGAAGUGUUCAAGUCUGUGAAUGAAGCCCAGAACCAUCUAUUAAUAUCAAUGUAAACAGAUCAAGGAGGUUUGAAGGGCAGAGCACUAUGUCCUGAAUCAGUGUUUCGAACUCAUCCUCAAACAGUACAGCAUUUAUUGAACAGUCCAAGUGUAUUGGCCAAGGGCCAAAUCACCAAGAAAUUCUCCGAGAGAGAGAAAAAAUAUUUUUAAUGGAGAUGUGAGUGUGAAACGUUCACAGGAAGAAACCGUACAACAGGUGCGGAGCUACAAAGUACAGGUUGGACAUCUACACAGACCUUCCAAGAGGAACCAAAAAUCUUCAGGUACCCCAGCGUUCUUUAGCUGUUGUUUUUGGGGCUUUUCGACAACAAACAUGACCCCCUCUGGUUGGCUUUGACAUAUUUCGCCCAUCACUUACUACUGAGUGUGUGUUUGACUUGCUUGUCUGGGCGCAAUCUUUGUCGCGCUCAGCUUCUUGCUUAGCGAGCGGGAAGACCACGUUUCCGUAAAUCAAAACCCCGUGGACUCCUCGUGGGAACUACAGUACCCAGCGGCCACCGCGCCAUUCGCAGGAAGGACGUCUGCGCACUAAGAUACUCAGUUCCAAGUUUGGAGCUUUUAGCUGCCAGCCCUGGCCCAUCAUGUAGCUGCAGCACAGCCUUCCCUAACGUUGCAACUGGAGGAAAAAUCACUUUCCAGUCUGUUUUGCAAGGUGUGCAUUUCCACCUUGAUUCCCUGAAAGUCCAUCUGCUGCAUCGGUCAAGAGAAACUCCACUUGCAUGAAGAUUGCACGCCUGCAGCUUGCAUCUUUGUUGCAAAACUAGCUACAGAAGAGAACCAAGGCAAAGUCUUUUGUGCUCCCCUCCCCCACCAAAGGAAAGGGGAAAAUGUCUCAGUCGAAAGGCAAGAAGCGAAACCCUGGCCUUAAAAUUCCAAAAGAAGCAUUUGAACAACCUCAGACCAGUUCCACGCCUCCUAGAGAUUUAGACUCCAAGGCUUGCAUUUCUAUUGGAAAUCAGAACUUUGAGGUGAAGGCAGAUGACCUGGAACCUAUAGUGGAACUGGGACGGGGUGCAUAUGGAGUGGUGGAAAAGAUGCGGCACGUACCCAGUGAACAGAUCAUGGCAGUGAAGCGGAUCCGGGCCACUGUAAAUAGCCAGGAGCAGAAAAGGCUAUUGAUGGAUUUGGAUGUCUCCAUGAGAACAGUGGACUGUCCAUUUACUGUCACCUUCUAUGGCGCACUUUUCCGGGAGGGAGAUGUGUGGAUCUGCAUGGAGCUCAUGGAUACGUCACUAGAUAAAUUCUACAAACAAGUUAUUGAUAAAGGCCAAACAAUUCCAGAGGAUAUCUUAGGGAAGAUAGCAGUUUCUAUUGUCAAAGCAUUAGAACAUUUACACAGUAAGCUCUCUGUCAUUCAUCGGGACGUCAAGCCUUCAAAUGUGCUGAUUAAUACCCUGGGUCAAGUGAAGAUGUGUGACUUUGGAAUCAGUGGCUACCUGGUGGAUUCUGUUGCUAAAACAAUUGAUGCAGGUUGCAAACCAUACAUGGCCCCUGAAAGAAUAAACCCAGAGCUCAACCAGAAGGGAUACAGUGUGAAGUCUGACAUUUGGAGUCUGGGCAUCACCAUGAUUGAGCUGGCCAUCCUCCGGUUUCCCUAUGAUUCGUGGGGAACUCCCUUUCAGCAGCUCAAACAGGUGGUAGAGGAGCCAUCCCCGCAACUUCCAGCAGACAAGUUCUCCACAGAGUUUGUUGACUUUACCUCACAGUGCUUGAAGAAGAAUUCCAAAGAACGGCCUACAUAUCCAGAGCUUAUGCAACAUCCAUUUUUCACCCUACAUGAAUCCAAAGCGACAGAUGUGGCAUCUUUUGUAAAACUGAUUCUUGGAGACUAAAAAGCAAUGGACUGACCAUACUGUGGAAUGGUGGGUUUACAGGGUGAAGCAAGUUCACUACAGCGCCAAUAGAAAGUCAUCUUUGAGAUAAUUUAACCCUGCCUCUCUGAGGGUUUUCUCUCCCUGUUUUUUUUUCUUUUCCCCCUCCUGAGGGGGUCUUGGAAUUUAUAGUAUAGAACGAACUCUCUAGAUUGUUGAAAUACGAUAAAGGCUUAGGACUUAAAAAGGUGAUUAAAUAUUUAAUGAUGUGCCAUAUGAGUCCUUAAGCUUUUCAGAUUUCUCUUGUUCUUUAUGAAAUGAAUGCAUUGGCCCUAGCAAAAAGGUGCUACAGUAGUGAUGAAAUUGUAAGUAGAUUUGUAGUUCGUCCCAUUUAUUAUUUUAAUAUUUAUGUUUAAGUGCUUGGUUGGAAAGGUUCCAUUUUUUGCAAGAAGGGAGAUACAGAGGAAGGUGGGGUUGGCAGUAUUUAUAGGGCUUUUAUUUUUUAAGUUCGAUUGUGUCUGUGUUCCAGAAGAAAUAAUUUAAUAUGCAUCUUUAAGAAUAUUAUAAAAAUCUCAAGAAGAAGCUUUUCUUGUGAAAUGUCUCUUCCAGUUGUGGCUGCUGCCACACUCACAAACUAACUCAAUCCGGGGUGAUCAUCAUGUGUUUUAUAAUGAAGUAUCAAAGUAUCUUGGUUCUAGUCUUUCCCCAACUUUGGAAAACAUAAAAAUCAUUUUUAUCACAGCUCAAAGAGUAAAACAUUUGGUUCUCUUGACAUUUGUGGUAUAGUAUUAGUGGAAAGUGAUUUGUGAUGUGAUUUUAUAUCUACCCACGUAUCCACAUAUCUGUGUGUGUGCGUGCACAUGUGUGUGUGUGGGUGUGUGUAUGUAUGUGGUAAAUUGAGUUCUGCCAACUGGCUUUUAUGAACAUCUAUAUUUAGUAAAAAGGACAUUUGUCCAUCAUAAGGGGAGAUAAGGCAAACCACAGAGAGAACUGGUGCCUUCUGCUUUUGUCCCUCCUGCAAUGGAUAAGCCCCAAGGAUUGCCUUUGUAAUUAAUGUACUCUUUUGCUUUUUCUUUCUUCUUAUUCAAUGAAGAAGCCUUACUAUUAUUGGAAGAGAAGAAAAUUAAAACUAGUUAGUAGUUCUUUGACCAUAUGAAAAGAUAAUAGGGAGAGUUGAAUUGAUUCCUAGGAAUAGACUACCAGAUCUCCACAGGAGGAGUUGAGGCCACGUCUUUCCUCAACAGUGUGCAGCAGCAGACUCCAUCCUGAAUUCCCAGAAGGUUUACUAUAUAAACAAAUUCUCUUUUGUGGGUAAAAACAGCCACAGGUUCUCUGAUUUGGGGCUCUUGCUUCUUUGAUGAUCAAGGAGUGAAAUGACUGACAGAAAAAAAUACAGACCUACCCUAAAUUACCAGGAUCCAUUGCUUUUGGACAUAGUGUUCAUCAGGGCUACCCUGGGAAUACAAACUUGGAGGAUGUUUAUUAAAAAAAGAAAAAAAAGAAAGAAAAAAAAGCCACACUAUUUCUUCCUUUGCCUCAAACUCUCCAAUGUGGAGAGGAUUCCUCCUCAAAUCUUCCCUUCCUUCCCCUAUUGGAUUUUGAAGUGCAAUAGUAUAUUUUUCUCUGCAUUUCUUUCUGUCUUACUCUUGACAUCUUGCUCAUGGAAGUUUCCCAGAGUAUGAUAAUUCUUCAUUCUUCUUCAUGUUCUGCUCCAAGCAAUAUCCAUUUUGUUAAAUAGCAGUUUCAUGUGCUUUGUAGCUACCUCUGUCUUCAUUUUCUUCUAGCCAGAGCAGGGGUGAUUAUAGCCAUGUAAUUUCCCACCUGCCUUCCUAUGUCUGGAAGUUCUUCUCUUUGAGAUAAGGAGAAACCACAGCCUUUUUUUGGUUCUAUUUACCCAUUUUCUGAAAACAAAGUACUAGGAGAAAAAUCUAGGGUUACUCCAUUGCAGAUCUGAUAAAGUAUUAAAGUAAAUCAUCUUUCUGGUCUGAUUCAGAUUACUCCUACCUGUUUUUAUACUUUGAAACAUUGUUAAAGAAGAGUGCAUUUCUUAUUGGUAUGUCUGUUUAGUUUGUGAGCCCAGGGCUGGAACUUGCAAAACAAUCAUAGUAGGGAAGAAGUUGGUCUAUGGCUCUCAACCCUGCACUUUGGAAUCAUCUACAAUCUUGUGAACACUGUCAACAUCAAAGCCUUAAUCAUUGGAGACUUUCAUUUAAUUGGUCCAGGCUGAGGUCUGGGAACUGGUACUUUUUUUAAACAACCCUCAUGUGAUUCUGAGGUGCAGCAAGGUUGAGAACUUGCAUUGGACUUUUUAAGAAGAGAACUGACUUGAAAUCACUUUCUCUUAAAUAUUUGCAGAGAACAGUAAGUGAUUGUGGAAGAACAAGAGCGAGCCCCGAUUUUUUUGGAUUAUCUUUAUCCCUAUCAAGGAAGGCAUGUUCCUGGGAUUACUGAUUGGAAAAUCGAAAUACCGUUUCCCCAGAGAAACAAUAUUUUACAUGAUGAUUAAGUAUCUUAUGUACUAAGGUAUAAUGGCUUGAUAGUCUUAGAAAUCUAAAUUUAGAACAUGGUUUUGUUUCUGGAGAACUGUGUUAUUGUGUUGUAAAUGUUAAAAAUCCAAGACACACAAACUAUAUGUAAGUUGGGAGUUUCCUGUACAUGCAGAUAGAUAUGUAUAUAUAAAGAAAAAGAUAUCUGUAUUCAGGAACGAUGAUUGAAAUGUUUAAUUUUCUGCCACCAUGGACCAUCUGAUUAUUAGCCCUGGCUCUACCAAGGUAUUACAAAAUCAGUGUAGCUCUACAUCAGAGAUCAUGCGUACUGUUUCAAAUGUAUUUGAUUUGGUGUCAUAUAAUUGUCCAUGGUAUAAAUUUUCUUUAUAUUUGUAAAAAUAUCCACCUCUCUCUCUAUAUAUUGUUGAUUUAAGAGAUGUGCCAAGAACUUAAUGUGAAUGAUUUUGAAGACAAUUACUAUAUGUGUAUAUGUAUCAAUGAGUAUUGCUCUUGAGAGAAGCUACCUUAAGAAACUAUAUAUUUAUAUAAAUAAUUUUACUAAAAUAUUUUUGCCACUUCUCUUUCAGAAACCCAUUCUCUCACCUACUUAUAUAAUCAUCACCUUAGAAUUACUCUUCAGUUUUUGUUUGUUUCUUUGUUUUAUAUAAUUUUUUAAUAAAAGUCCUUAGUAGUUAGUUUCCAGUUUGACUCACCUGACUGGUUUAUCAAAUUUUAGCAGGAAAUUGUGUUUAGCAGUUUCUACAAGUUAAAUUUGCCCUCAGUGUUGAAAUUUUACCAUCACCAAAUCUUUGUAAAAUAUUUCAUGGCCUCAGGAGAUAAUUUGAAAUGGUGAUUUCCUCCUCAAAAGUGUAUGCUUGUUUUAAGCAAAGGCAACCUUGCUGCGUAUCCCCAAAUGACUACUUUGAGGAAGAAAAAAAACUCCUCUCUCUCUCUCUCUAUAUAUAUAGAUAGAUAGAUAGAUAAAAUAUCAAUAUAAUCAUCAGUUUUACACAAGAUACCCAUCUCUUAGGUAUGACUGAAGGCCUUGGAUGGAGGAAUAAUCCAUUAUUUCAAAGGCUCUGUUUGGUCACUCUGAAAAAAGUCAGAAUAAUUGAUUAAAUAAACAGCUUUUAUCUUGGUUAGGCCAUUUGAAAUGGAAACAAGUAUGUGUGGCACAGCUCAAAAUUGUUUGUAUUUUAUAGUUCCUGUAUAUCCUCCAGACCUAACAAAAAAUUAUCCAGUAUAUGACAGAGGUUCCCAGUCUUUCUCUGUUUAUGGUGCCAUUAGUUGUCGUAGUGAUUUCUUUCACAUUGCCCUAGGGCAAAAUAGUUAAUAGUUGAGUGUAUCAAGGAAUUAGGUUCCCAGAGUUUAAUAGUAGUCGUUUGCUCCAUGUCCUACAGAUGUCACUGUGCUUCCCUUAAAAACGUACCGUAUCUUCCUGUAGCUGUGAAUUUAUAGUGAUGUCUCAGGAUAUCUCAAAACACACAGUUUGGGGACCAUAGAUACGUUCUGUGCUGAUGUUUCCCCUACAGUCAGUGACCUUCAAAAUUGAAUUCUUGGACGUUCAACCCUCUAUAUGAUUUCACUCUUUGUUUUGUUAUCAUUGUUAUUAUUGUUUUUGCCUUCCUCUGACUAACUCAUUUUUAGUGAUAUCCUAUGCUUCUUUGCUGGUCCUCACACCUGCAUUGCCAAUUGUCAUAAUCUAGAAAAUGAAAUACUUGUAAGUUCCAGCGCUAGAGGAGAUUAGUGCAAAGCUAAUAGGAUCCUUGAUUUCUCCAAGUGAACUUGAUAGCCUCUUUGUAAUAUAAUCACAAAGGAAGCAGAAAGGGGCUGAUGUUUUAGGUUUAACACUAACAGGGGGUUUCAUCACCUGUGCUUAGAGAAAGUAUUCUGUUUUUCUCAAAAGUGUCUAACAGAAACACUUUGUCUUUGGCCUGAAAGUUCGAUGAAUACCUAGUUCCUAAUUUCUCACUCAAACGCUUUUUUUGUGUGUGUGGCUAUUUAACUCCUUCUAACCUUGAUGGUAAGAUUUAUGUAUUCAUAAAAUUCAUCAGAGCUGUUAUUUAGAUCUAGCAAAAUGAAUUAUGCUUCUGUUGUGCUGGGAUUUUGCCUUAACAGGACUUUGCUGGCUCAAGGAUUCUUCCACUUUUCUUGAAUUAGCAAGUGAAAGAUAUUCAAAUAAAUGUCACCUUCAUGGAACUUUCUCUCCCUCUCCCCCUGUUCAAAUGAAAAGUACAGUUGUCACUUAGAUCCUGAAAACUUACAUAUUCAGAAGGAACAAUGCCCGUGUGAAAUCUAGAAAGAGGAAGCUACCAAACCCAAUGAAUAGAAAAAUGAUAUUCUGAGAGUUUUAUGUUCCUCUUUUCUAGGGGUGUGUGUAUGUUUUAGCACUGUUAAAUGUGCUCACAGCUAAAGAUACUCCUUAGUUUUCUUUGGCUUUAAUUGCGGUACUCCAAAUUCCUUCAGAAAUCUGUUGAAAGCUAGGACUCUCCAGGAAAGUGUCCAUCAUACCGGUAACAUAUAAUUUGCAAACAUUUCUUUAUUGGCAGGGUGUCGCGCUUAUAGACCCUAUCAGAUCCAUGACUCAGUUCUCUAGAAUGUAGAUGGUGAGUCCUAGACCAGAGUUGAGAAACUUUCUGUAAAGAGCCAAAUAGUAAAUAUUUUUGGCUUUGUGUUUUAUGUAGUAUUUGUUGCAACUACUCAAAUCUGCUGUUGUCCUGUGAAAGCAUCCAUAAACAAUUUGUAAAUGAAUGAACACCACGAUUAUGUUCCCAUCAAACUUUAUUUACGAAACCAAUUAAUGGGCCACAUUUGGCCCUGAGGCCAUCAUUUGCCAAUGCCUGUCUUAGAUCAACACCACCACAAUCCAAUCAAUUAAAGAUAAGCAGCAUUUUUCCAUUUCAUGCCUAUUUAGUAUAGGUGAUGUCAGGCAGAUUAGGAGGAUGGACAUAGGAAAAUGAAUUUAGAAGGGACAGCCUGUUCUGUACCAUGAACGUUGCCUCUUAAUUUCCUCAAAUAAGUAUUAAUUGUUCUGAAAGAUGAUGGAACCAUUUUCUCCAGAUAAAAUGGAGUAUUUACUUUUUAAAAUUUCUACACAGUCACCAAGAAAACUUACUUCACUUUGGAAAUAAAAAGUCACAUUCUCUUAGAUGUUAACUGUAUCCUGGAACUUAGGUUUUUUUAUUCCUCUCUGUGGUAUGAUUCACAUACAAGAAGAAUCAUGAACCGAGACAUUAAUAAUUUUGUUUCCCUAUUCCCUGAACUGUAAUAAGAUUUGGGAAUUUUGAAGCCCAAACUCACCUCAGAAGUACAAGGCAGAUAUAGUUUUUAAUAUCUUGGAAUUCAUCCACCUCUUGGAUUUGUCCAUGUUUUCAGGAAGUAAGAAAGAAUAUGUUGAGGUCAAAGUCUUGUUCUCAGAUAGCCUCAGGGGCCUUGGAGCCUGUCUCCCGGUAGUCUUGUCCUCAGUGAGCUUCCUUCUCACUGUGACUGAAGACUCAUGUAGACCCCUUGUACGCUGUUCCCAAAACUAGAGGAGGACCCUUCUUUUCAAAUCAUCAGUAAGGGGACCCCUGCAGAAUGGCUGCUUCUGAUUUGAUUUUUCUUGGGUUGUCAGUUAUGGUUGAAUUUUUGGAUGCCAAAGCCUCUGGUGCAAGAUUCUGCGCUUUUCUAAGGAACCAGAACAGCUGCAUAACUGGCCCAGUAUCUGUCAGUAUUGCACCCCUGAGCUGCGCAGAGUCCUAGGCAGAUGACUCUGGGAGAGUGGCCUGCAUUUUCUUUCUCUCCUAGAACACUUCUUAAAGCUUCUCGUUACUUUUCAGAAAUAUAUUUUCCGACUGCAUGGUCAACCAAAUGCCCUGUAUCACACUUGGAAUCCUUAAGAAGGCAUUUUGAAGUGUUUGAUCUGUCAGUUUACCUAAAAGAAUAUUUUUUCUUUACCUAGCAAACAAAGCCUGAAUUCCAGAGCCUUCAAAAUGAAAUUAUCCUCCCAAGGGAAGCACACUGCCAUCAAAUCCAUCACUUGCCACCUGUUUCUGGUGACUGCCAAGAAGAUGUGUCUUUUUUCUGAGUUUUAGAGAGUUGCUAUUUACAACUAUGCAAAUAUUAUGCUUUUGCACGUUUCCAACUGGUGUCCUUUCGAAUCAAGAAUUUACUUGGGUUAAUCUUUUUAUUUCCUGCCCCAAACUUUUUCAAGCCAAAUUCCUUUAAAAGCCUCUUUCUCUUUUGAAGUAAAGAGGACUGUAGCCUAAGUAGAGAGAGAUGCAAAGCAAGGUCAGAGAUUUCAUAGUAGGGAAUUCUUGUUUUUCAGAAGCCAGUAUCACCUCCUAAUGCAAACAGAUUGAUAGAAUUUUAAAAUAUGCUAACUCCUUAGACAUUUAGUAUCUUGACCUUACUUGUAUUAUCCUUGGAAUGGAGCACUGAGCCUUUUAUUCUUGCGAGUUUCCAGUUAGAUUUUGAAAGGUUUCCAUUGUAUUUGUUCUUACACCUGUCAAUAUGGACAGACCUUUGUUUUUGUGUGGAGUUAAUCUUGAUGUGCUCUCAGAUUUCCUGAGUUUACACAUUUGCCUUUCUGAAAUUCAGGGUCUCUUUCAAGCAAUGAGGCUUUUAUGGGUUGGCAAUUGAGUUCUGGGAAAGCAAAGGCGAGGGUAGGCACUUACUCGUGUCUUAAUGUGGGAAACAAUUUUCUAAAUAAUUCCUAGAGUGGGCCAUUAACCGUUUUUAAUGUUUUUCCUCAUAGCAUCCCUUGGCAAAUCAGAGAUGACUUAAUACUUUUGUGAAAAGGAACUGGUCUAUCCAUUCUUAUAUACCAAAAAGUAAAAUUAACAAUUGUGCACCAAUGUGACUAAAUGAAUUGUGGUUUUCCCGAUUCUUGAAAAUGUAAGGGAUUUCUGAGAGAACUUUAACCAAAACUCCCAAUAAAGUAUGAGCCUUUAUAAUAAGAACUUCCAUUUAGCCUUUCCAAAAGAGCAGUUAGAUUGGGCAUCUGCUUUCCUUCAGCAAUAUUUUGCAGUUGGAAAUGAGUAAUUAGCAUCAUUGGAUCACUACCAAUGCUUGUAUUAGAGACUGCAGGAUAUUUAAACAGAGCAAGUGAGGGUGCUGUUUUCAGGUAUUAUCACUGGAUUUUGGAGUUUAAAGCAGAACGGUGAUGUGAAAUCAUGUUUGUGGAUUGGGAGGAAAGAUAAAUGCAAAGAGCAAUAACUGAAUGAGAAACCCCUGGAAAAAGCAGGCUGAUAAAAAGAUGAAAGGAAAGAUAUGUCCUUUAACUUAUGUUAUGGAGAUGCUCCUCAGUGGAGAAACCCAUCAAAACACUGAACUUGUAUUUUUUUCUAUAAAAAAUACUGAAAUAUAAGCAGAUUCAGAUAGUGGCAUUAAUUUGAAUAUCGGAAAAUUUCCUUUUCUCUAAUGUCAUUAAUUCUAGAGAGUCUCCAUUUUAUUGUUACUGGGGAUCGAACUCGGGUUCUUACGCUUGUGCAGCAGGUGGCGAAACCACUGAGCUAAAUCCCCGGCCAGGGUCUCCAUUUUAUUAUUUUUUAUUUUAUUUAUUUAUUUAUUUAUUUUUUGGAGGGUCUCCGUUUUAAACCGAUGGCAUCUGCAACAAAAGUCAGUGCAUAUGGGGUAUUAAGACAUUUGAGAAAAAGAAACGAAUUGCUUACAGCAUUUUGAGUGUAUACAGCUCAUUCACCAGCUCCUUUUUGAGUAAAGAAAUAUGAACACAAAACCUGAGCUUGAGCUUCCUAACCUUUAAUUCUGGUGGCAGUUUUAAGAAAGGUGGAUACCAUACAAGGUUUUCUGAAUGGGAUAGAUACAUUUUGCAUGCCCACAGUGCAGAAAGCUGUGAAUGCUUUUAGAAAUACAUUACACGUCUUUGCUAGAAGUAGAAUUAUAAUUUACAAAUUUAUCACUCAAAGCUAGUUUGGAUUUUCAGUACUUUGAGGAUCUUUUGUGAACAAAAAGGAAGAGAAUGUGGUGAAAGUCAGCUUUGUUCCUCUGGACUCCAUCAACCUCCAGUCUCUGUGGCUUCUAAGGCCCCAGGAAUGAAAGGACCACUUGCAUAUCUCAAAGAGCCCUCCAAUCUGAGAAACUUUGUAGCCAACCAUGCCUGUGAAUCCUGGUUUUUGCUGUAUUGAGCGUGCUAAAAGGGUUAGGGAGUGGAGACAGCAAGAGGACAGGACUAUUUAUUUUAAUUUUUAAGCAGAAAUGAUUUCAAAGUAAGUGCCUGAAAUCAACAUGUGAAGGCCAUGUAAUAUAGGUCCUUAAAUGGGUUAUUUUUCUAAAGUAGUUGAGAACAGCUUGACCCCCCUUCCUCCUCUCCCUGACAGGGAGGGAAUUCCUGGGCUCUUGGCAGCAUCAUUUUUACAUUUCUAGGGUUGCAAAGGAAGGAGUCAUAAUUUUUGUUCAUUGGCCCUGUAGGAAAAAAAUAAAGCUCUUUAAGCAAUUGUGACACAGACCAAAUGCUAGCUGGGACUCAAAGGAACUUAACCACUACCCCUGACUGGGUUUUACAGAAGGGUCGUAGUUAGAGGGCAAUGGAGACCUGCUACAGACAUUGGAAACCAGAACUCCAAGGGUGUAUUGGUCAGGAACUGGGCACAAGGGAGGCCUCAGAUACCAACGUAGACACGAACUGAACCUGCCCUGUGCCUUCCACACAAGUAGAGAUUUGCACAAAAGGAAACGUGGCAGCUUGUGUUUCACAGGAGCCAUUUUGGAAUAUUAUAUUGUCAGAAAGUUUCCUUGAGCAACAACUGUGUGUAUUGUUCUUGGCUAAUCUCUAUAUUAAAAAGCUACUCGACAAAGUUUGAUUAAGAAAAUGUGGACAGUUUAUCUCCCAUUUUAUCCCUCUGUCUGAUUUAUUCUUUUGCCAAAAUUUAUUUUCUGAGUGGAGUGAUUCUCUACAUGAAAUGAAAUGAAAUGACAUUUUAACAGAAUGGUAAGUAUAUUUUAGAGGAAACAGUUUCUUUGUGUAAUUAACCUACCCAAUAAGAACUUAUCUCCUGCUAUACAGAAUCACCAAAUUGGGUCAUUUUAAAUAUUUUAAAUGAAAAGAGUUGGCUGAACGAGAUGUUAGAGAUAUGGCUUCACAUUCUCUAUUUAAACCCUUGAACACUUUUCUGUAUAUUUUGAGAAAAUCUUGAUGAGAUGCUAAACAGAGCUUCUCUGUGGAAUUACCAUUACAGGAAUUUGGGUAAAAUAGGUGGAUUUCCCUAGCUUCCUUUGUACUUCUGUUUCAUAGAUGAAAAUGCUGCUUUCAUAUAUUUUUUUAAGAAAAUAAUUUUUUUUUCAUUCUGUGAAUUUUAGGAUAUAUAUUUUUAUCUGUAUGUAUGAUUGAUUGUUUUCCUAUAUUGGAGCCCAAAUUUAUUUUUUAAACCAUAUUCAUUGUAAAGGAUGUUAUUGGGCAGUGGAAACAUGCCUCCAUGCUGGAAUGAAACAUACCUUGAUGCUUAUAAUUCCAUAAGCUAUUUAGGAGCCGGUUACCUCUUCUUGGUACCUGAAGUAUUCUGAAAGUAUAUCAGAAAGGUUGUAUACUCCUUUUCCUUCAAAACUCAUAUCUCCAGUACUUAAAUUUAGUGUCUCUGGAGACUUUGAAUCAGCAGGAUGAAUCAUGGUGUGUGGAUUCCCUCAUUGGCUCCUGCAUCUUUCCUGCUAUGUGCAGCUCGCUGCUAGCCUUCCCUGGUUGGAAUCAUCUCUUCUUUGUGGGUUGCAGUAUCUUUUCUUUAUGAAUGAGGCAGGCUGAACUGUAGAGUAUGGAAUUCAUUAGAAGUCUAUGCAUGUGGGUGGAAUGUUUCCAUGCCUUUGCGGUGAAUGUUAAAUUUAACUUGUGGCUCUGGAAUGUCUUUGCUUGGGAGCUGCAGGGGGAGAGAGUUGGGGGGGGGUGCGUAUUUCAUGUUGUGUUUUCCUUCAUGGAAAUAUGGGGGGGAGCGUUCUUCAGGUGAAAACAUUUCCCAUCGUUGUGUGGGGAAAGGGAAGUUGCGAAUGUUCAAAUGAUAACUCCUACGAAGCCCCAGGAUUGUAUUUAAAAAUACCUUUUGGUGGACAGUGCCUCUUUUUGAUCUUUGCCUGUUGGCUUGGUUGUUCCCAUCCUCUCUCAUUUUAGCCUAGUUCUCCUUUUAUCCAGGUUGUGUGCAUUUUUGUUUGUUUGUCUGCUUUUUCUUUUGAACUAUUGCUUAUCAGAAUGGUGAUGUUAUCUCAAAAUCCCGAAACCAAGGGGCUAGCCAGUGCACAGGACUUGAGGUAGAUGCAGGAUUUGGAUUGAUGUAGGUUACAGGUUAAGUGCUUCCAGAAAUAUACUUUAUUGAGGCAUAACAGAGCUCUAAAGAAGUCGUGUUUGUUUAUAACAUUUGGAGAAGUCACCUCUCAUAGGUCUCUGUUCUUGAGAGAGAAAUUCAUCGUUUCAUGCAAAUAACAUUGAUGGGCAUACAUCAUAAUCUGGUGAUUGGCUUCUAUCAGUGAAUAUAUAAGGUUUCAAUCACGGUAUCUUAUAAAGAGCAUAAUCUUAUCAAUUUCUCCUUCUUUCUGAGAGCAUAUUGAAAAAAAUGUUUCUGAUGUGCUAUGAAACAUUUCUUUGAAUCCAUGUUUUUGACCAAGGAAGUGGCUGAGAUGUUAAACCAGGAGGUGGUGACAUGGCUUGUAUGACUCCCCACUCACUCCCUCAAAAGGAAAAUGAAAUUGGGAAAUUAAGGUGAACUUGAACUCCUCUGGUCAUGAGGAGCACUCACUUUGAUUUCCUAUCUCAGGAUAUUUUUCAGUUUCAUACUGCUGCUGAGGAGGAAAGAACCAGCUGCUGACACUGUAGCUGGUCCCCAGAUGUUUGUGUGUGUGUAUGUACAACUUCACACCCUAUGUGUUGUGUUCAAUGUAAUGUCAAUCUAUGAACUGACUCAAAUAACCAUUUCGGUAUCAAGAAGAAAGUGAUAAUGGCAAACAAACAAAAACAAACAAACAAAAACACCCGACCACCUCUUUCUCUCAAAGUGCUUGCUAUGACUUUCGUAGCUGGGACAAACCAUAUCAGCAUUCAGGAACAAGGUGUCCGUGAAAGAGAUGGUGUGUUGAUCUCAUAAGAAAUGUACAACCAAUAAAAGACAUUUUGAAAAGUA
Molecule: messenger RNA, 14266 nt
Organism: Heterocephalus glaber (naked mole-rat)
Lineage: Eukaryota; Metazoa; Chordata; Mammalia; Rodentia; Bathyergidae
Gene: Map2k6
Product: mitogen-activated protein kinase kinase 6
Biological process (GO): protein phosphorylation; MAPK cascade
Molecular function (GO): MAP kinase kinase activity; ATP binding
Source: RefSeq, a predicted model, not a curated record